AUGCCCGCGGUGAAAACAGUCGAAGAGAGUGGCAAAGACACUGUCGUUGAAGAAAGCAAAAUCCCAUCGGUACAACUCGACAUGGACUCAAUAACGGAUACUAUUGCUGCAAGUAUGGCCUGCAGUCUACUAGGCCAUGUCCUUUUCCUGAAGAACCAGGUUCCUUUGCCUGUUCCGCAGCUGGCUCGGAUAGCGAUCACAGGAAAUGCCAACGCCCGCACCACGAAAUUGCGGUCAGAGUUACUGGAUUCUUUCGACACGUUGCUGUCGCAUUUAGGGACGACGUUCACCGCCUUAUCUACUGCUUUUGCUCGAUGUUUCCCUCAGGAGCAACGAUCUGAAAGCUAUACAUACAACAUCGGGACCUGCAAAGUCAAAGGUCAUGUUGGUAGUGGAUGGUUUGGAGGCAAAGGUGUGGGGGACAGAGAGAUGAUUUACGUAUUCGGAGGACUGAAGGUGGAACCAGUGAGAGCGAUGAGGGACCCGUCCGACUCGGACGAGAGUGACGCGGACGACUCAGAUGAAGCAGAGUCAGACGACGACGAGAACGACCGGGCAUCUUCGCCACCACCACCAUCCGCCUUCGCCGAAGAGCAACGUAUCCUUCGGACUGCCGACAGACUACUCUCGCGAGCGCUCGUAUCGGCAGACUGCGAUGGAGACGGAUUGGCAUCUGAGAUAAGUCCUACGCAGACACAUAUAUUGAUUCGCGCCCCAAGACGAUUUGUUCAUCCCUCGUGGAUACCUCGACAGAAUGUCACGGCCUCUAUGGAUAACUUUCUGGAACAGUUUCUCGGGGCCGCAGGGCAUGGACCGAGGACCAGCAAGAAAAAGACGAAGAUCGAGGGUUUGUGGGUCGCGUGUCAAAAGCCGAGCACGGAUCUGGGAACAGACGUGAAGAAUGAGGAAGAUGAGAUGAUAUGGUGGAGUUGGGACGGUAAGCUUGUAGGCUUUUCUGGCUGGUAA
Molecule: messenger RNA, 966 nt
Organism: Desarmillaria tabescens
Lineage: Eukaryota; Fungi; Basidiomycota; Agaricomycetes; Agaricales; Physalacriaceae
Exons: 6
Coding region: 1-966 (321 amino acids)
Source: RefSeq, a predicted model, not a curated record